Molecule: messenger RNA, 849 nt
Organism: Perognathus longimembris pacificus (Pacific pocket mouse)
Lineage: Eukaryota; Metazoa; Chordata; Mammalia; Rodentia; Heteromyidae
Product: 2-aminoethanethiol dioxygenase-like
Exons: 1
Coding region: 1-849 (282 amino acids)
Cellular component (GO): mitochondrion
Molecular function (GO): oxidoreductase activity, acting on single donors with incorporation of molecular oxygen, incorporation of two atoms of oxygen
Source: RefSeq, a predicted model, not a curated record
AUGGCCGCCGCCGGGGACCCCAAGGGGCGGGCUGGAUGGAGCUUCAGGGCGUGGAAGUCCAGAUGGAGGCGCCUGUGGCGCUCGGAGGCAGAGCCCAGCAAGCCCCUGAUUCAAAGGGUCGCCCGCCAGGCGAGCCUCACAUUCCCUGGCACGAGGGGCUCGGGCGACGGUGAGGCGAGCGGGGGCUUCGAGGAGAACCUGAGCCGGCUGCGGAGCCUGCUGGGGCAGGUGCGGGCCCGGGACGUGGGCCUGGCCGGGCGCAGGGCCUCCCCGCGGGCGCGGGCGCGGGCGCCGGGCCGGCCGCCCGUCAGCUACAUGAGCAUCUGCGAGACCCCGGGCUUCAGCCUGGGCGUGUUCCUGCUGCGGGCCGGCGCCCGCGUCCCGCUGCACGACCACCCGGGCAUGCACGGCCUGCUGCGGGUGCUCUACGGCACCGUGCGCAUCAGCUGCCUGGACAAGCUGGAGCCCGGGCCCGGAGCGCCGCCGCCGCCGCCGGGGGCCCCCGACGGGGCGGCCCCGCGGCCCGGUGUCCUGCGCUCCUCGGCCGAGUUCACCGAGGCCAGCGCCCCCUGCGUCCUCACCCCGAGCCGGGACAACCUGCAUCAGAUCCAGGCCGUGCGGGGCCCGGCGGCCUUCCUGGACGUCCUGGCUCCGCCCUACGACCCCACCCAGGGCCGCGAAUGCCGCUAUUACCAAGUGCUGGAGCGCCUUCCCCUCGGGGGGACAGAAGAGGCCCCAGAAGGCUCCACCCGGGACCUACCCAGAGCUGUUUGGCUCCUGGAGACCCCGAAGGCUGAGGACUUCUGGGGUGAAGAAGAGCCUUACCCAGGCCCCAAAGUCCUCCCUUGA